This is a messenger RNA of Hermetia illucens (black soldier fly), 1579 nucleotides long. It is a transcript of the gene PSR, whose product is annotated as bifunctional arginine demethylase and lysyl-hydroxylase PSR. Gene Ontology annotation, biological process: phagocytosis. Bases 166 to 1392 code for a protein of 408 amino acids. Gene Ontology annotation, molecular function: P-TEFb complex binding; histone H4R3 demethylase activity. The record is from RefSeq and is a predicted model, not a curated record. The transcript is spliced from 5 exons. Lineage: Eukaryota; Metazoa; Arthropoda; Insecta; Diptera; Stratiomyidae. Gene Ontology annotation, cellular component: cytoplasm; nucleus.
AUUUGCAAUUUUGCACGCACACACAAAAGCAGCAUCUUGGCUGCAUCAUUUGACAGUAGAUUGUCGGGGAUUUCGGUUGGAUAUCGAGAUCUAAACCCUUUCAUCCUGUUUUUGGAACAAUAGUUUUCAAUACCUAGUUUAUAGUUAGUAGCGUUUUAUACAAUAAUGUCGGAAGAAUUCAAACUGCCACAUAGAUCGCGGAAGCGCCUUCGAGAAGUGAAACGGAAAGCCCGACCAGAGUUGAACGAGAAAGGGUCAUGGACGGCACAAGGCUACGCGAAUAGGUUCGACGAAUUCAAGAAGUUCACCGACAAUGUGGGCAGGAUCCAUGUGAAUACAGUGAGCUGCGCGGAAUUUAUUGAGCAAUAUGAGAGACCGUACAAACCUGUUGUUAUCGAAGGCGUAGCGGACAAUUGGAACGCGCGGCACAAGUGGACGCUGGAUAAGUUGGCGAAAAAGUAUCGUAACCAGAAAUUUAAAUGCGGCGAGGAUAACGAAGGCUACAGCGUGAAGAUGAAAAUGAAGUAUUACGUGGAGUACAUGAAAACCACGAAAGACGAUAGCCCGUUGUAUAUUUUCGAUAGCAGCUUCGGAGAGCAUCACAGACGUAAAAAGCUUUUGGAUGACUACAGCGUGCCAGUCUAUUUUCAAGAUGACUUAUUCAAAUAUGCAGGUGAAGAUCGUCGUCCACCGUAUAGAUGGUUUGUAAUGGGACCAGCACGUUCCGGUACCGGAAUCCAUAUUGAUCCUCUCGGUACAAGUGCCUGGAAUACAUUAAUAGUCGGUCACAAGCGUUGGUGUCUCUUUCCCACGCACACACCAAAGGAACUCAUUAAAGUUACUGGUGGUUUAGGGGGUAAACAACGCGACGAAGCUAUAACAUGGUUUAAUGUCAUUUACCCAAAAACUAAAUUACCAAAUUGGCCAGAAGAUUGUAGACCGUUGGAAAUUCUACAAAAACCCGGUGAGACGGUGUUUGUACCCGGGGGCUGGUGGCAUGUAGUGCUGAACUUAGAUGAUACCAUUGCAGUAACACAAAACUUCUGCAGUAAAACGAACUUCCCAAUCGUGUGGCACAAAACAGUUCGUGGACGACCAAAACUGUCACGAAAAUUUUUACGAAUACUUCGGGAAAAGGAGCCUGAAUUAGCGAAAUUAGCUGAAAGUAUUAAUAUUGAAGAAAGUACUGGUGUGGCGUCAGACAGCUCAAGCAAUUCAAGUUCGUCGUCAUCAUCGUCAUCCGGUUCGAGUGAUAGUGAAGACAGUUGUUCGAAUACUGAUAGCGGCCAAGAAAGUUUAAGUGCGAAAAAGAAGAAGCGAAAACGUAUGGCUGGGCCGCAUGACAGGGGUAAUGGUGGAGCUGGCAGCAGCGGCAGGAGUGUGAUGUCCUAAUAUUCGCGAUGUGCGAGUGUGGAGGAAAUAGGCCAAAAGUAAUAACUAAACCAAUACCUCUGUAUUGUUCAAAACUUUUAAAUUCGAACAUGUCUUUAUUAUUAUAAUUAUUUUCCAUUAUUUAUGUAGAAAAAUGUUUCCGUUUCAUGUUAAAUAUAAGCUUUAUUUUACACCACGUUUCUAUAUA